GAACCCCCGGCGGACCCUCUCCGUGCUGGAGCCGGGGGGCGGCGGGGGCUGCCGGGCUCGCCGCAGGGCCACGGUGGAGGAGACGGCGAGCUUGGGAAGGGGCCGGGGGCGCAAAAAAAUGGAAACCGGCGAGUGUCUGGGGAACGUGGUGAGCGAUGGAAAGCUGGUGAGAAACUCCGGAGGGCUGCAAAACGCUCAGUUUGGCAUCCGGCAGGAUGGCACCAUGGUGUUUGGUUACCUGUCUGAAGCAGACGUCUUGGACCAGGCCAACCCUUUUGUGCAGCUGGUGAGCGGGGUGGUGUGGCUCCUGAGGAACGGGGAGGUGUAUGUCAACGAGAGCAGGAGGGCUGAGUGCAGUGAUGUCCAAACCACAGGAACCUUCGACAGGUUCAUCAACGUGGUGUCGGCCAGGACUGCGGUCGGACACGACAGCCAGGGGCAGCUGGUCCUGGUUCACGUGGAUGGACAGACAGAAUCCAGAGGGGUCAACCUCUGGGAAAUGGCUGAAUUCCUGAAGCAGCAGGGAGUCAUCAAUGCCAUCAACCUGGAUGGAGGAGGGUCUGCCACCCUGGUCUUAAACGGGACCCUCGCCAGCUACCCCUCUGAGCACUGCUCCUUUGACAGCAUGUGGCGUUGCCCUCGGAGCAUCUCGACCAUCCUGUGCAUCCACGAGCCCCCCUGCGAGCCCCCCGACUGCAGCGGCCACGGGAUCUGCCGUGGCUCGGUGCCUUUCUGGAGGGCCCCAGCCUGUGACCUGCUGGACUGUGGCCCUGCCAACUGCAGCCUGCACGGCGUCUGCACCGGCUCUGGAUGCCUCUGUGAUGCUGGCUGGACUGGCAGCAACUGCACUGAAGUUUGUGCCAGCGGUUCCUACGGGGCUGCCUGUGCCCAGAGGUGCCAGUGCCAGCACGGUGGCUCGUGCCACCCUGUCCACGGGGCCUGCUCCUGCCCACCUGGCUACUAUGGCACCAGCUGUGAGCAAGAGUGCCCCCUGGGCUGGUUCGGGCCGGGCU
Molecule: messenger RNA, 1013 nt
Organism: Merops nubicus (carmine bee-eater)
Lineage: Eukaryota; Metazoa; Chordata; Aves; Coraciiformes; Meropidae
Gene: NAGPA
Product: N-acetylglucosamine-1-phosphodiester alpha-N-acetylglucosaminidase
Source: RefSeq, a predicted model, not a curated record